AUAAGUUGCACGAACCAAACUAAAAAUUUCACACAGACGUUCUAGCAAUAAAAAAAAAAAAAAAAACAAAUUAAAAUACUGUAAAGUGAAAAAAACCUACAGAAAUACUUACUUGUUUAUAAUUCUCAUAUUUAAUUUUGAGUGUAAAGCCUUUGUACAGGCUAAGACGAACGCGACAAAGUUUAUAGUAUAAGUAUAUGAAUGGUAACAAAUUAACGAGGCCAAUCAACGGGAGGGUCAGUCGGUCCUUUGCUUGGUUCGAAAGACGAAAAUUGUUGUCUUUGGUACUGAUCAGUCACUAUACUUCGCAGUAGGAAAUCGAACGAACAUACAUUAAACAAAGAAAAUACCAAAGCAUUCACCGACAUGGACAAUAUAAAAUCGCCGCUGAGAGAGAUGGCGGAGCAAAGAGAACAUCCCACACAUGUUGGUACCAUAACAACAUUCGGCGAUCAAUCUACAAUAUCAACGGCACCACAGCCGCAUAUGCAACCGCCUCACGACGACGAUGCCUGGUGGUGGGAAGUAGAGAAUGGCGAUUUGAUAUUAGACCUCGUGCCGAAUGUUGCCGCACGAAGGGAAAGUGAACUUAAUAACAGCAGUACCAACAAAAAUGAGCUGCCCGCGGAUUUUGCCUCAAUUUUGAAACGUUGCGAAAAUGUAAAUGCGCAAUUGAUGAUAAAAAAUACAAAAGCAAGUCAGAGAAAUAAGGAUAAUGCGAUGGCAGAAAGCGACGAAGAAGCAUCGGGCUCUACUAAAAUGCUGUAUGAGGAACCGCGCACAGACGAUAAAUUGGCAGGAGGCAGCGUUCGAGCUUACCGCAUACUUAACUCACAAGACUCACACGCACUCUGCAAUACUGUAGCAGGAGAACAAACACUCGAAGAAUUCAAAGAAGAAUUGCGCAUCAAGCGAUUAGCUCGCCAGACGGCCGUGCAAGACUUGCGCGAUGAGAUCGUCACAUUACGCAGACAAUUGGCCGAUGAGCAGGAGCUUACGCGCUGCUUUCGACGAAAGGAUACAGUCGAGCUAACGAGUGCAGAUUCGGAAAGGCCGCUGGUAGAAGAAGAAGGUACUAUUAUCGGUGCCACCGCUGGACCAGACUCUGACGAUGAGGAUCCCCAGAGUCGCGGUCGCCAUGCCAAUAUUGAACUUGCUAAUGCACAGCUUGCUCUACAGAUGGCUAAUGCGGAGAACUUAUCGUUGCGCACCGAAUUAAGUGUUAUACAAAAACAAGUUGGCACUUUGAAGGAAGUCAUUGCCUGCUGUAAACAGAUGCUUAUCGUUAAGGAGGAUCAGUGUGUACAGGUGCCCGAAAAUGCCCAAUUUGUGUUUCUUUGGUUGUUUCUCGCGCUGUUGAGAGCCACUUUGAGCGAGCAAUAUUUGAUUCUCAGUAGCUCGAAGUUUCUGAAAACUGUCAAACUGCCAGAAGAAGAGGAACAAUGUUAA
Molecule: messenger RNA, 1449 nt
Organism: Rhagoletis zephyria (snowberry fruit fly)
Lineage: Eukaryota; Metazoa; Arthropoda; Insecta; Diptera; Tephritidae
Source: RefSeq, a predicted model, not a curated record